GUCAAAAUGCACAUGUGUUUUGUUUAGGACUGUUGUUGGAAUCAACGGGGCUCGUCGUUGCUUGUGCUCAUUUCCUGAAAAUAACUCUUAAAAUGGGUGGAAAUUCGAGAAAAUUCAAAAAAGCAGAAAAAUCUAAAAUUAAGCUUAAAGGAGCCAAACUCCCUAAAGGCACCAACUUAACGAAAACCAAUUUUAAGGUGCGCAAAAUCGUCGUACCAGAUCAGUUAAAGCAACGAAACCACUCCGACGCAGCGGUUCUUUCUAGCAGGAACCUUAGCUUGAAGGAUUGUCUUGCCAAACUGAAGCUCAACAAUGUGUCGUCCAAAAUCGAAGGACUUCGUGGAGUGCGAGAAAUCAUUAGCAAAAUGCCUUCGGAACUGCAAAGGAUGCUCAGCUCUGUGGUGAAAGAUGUCUCCAGUUUGUCCAUUGAUAUUGAAUCCGAUGUACGAAAGGAUUCGUAUAAAACCUUAGGAUGCAUAUUGGCCGCCUGUGGACCAUCAGUAUUGGUACCGUUCUACGAGGUGCUGCUGUCGUUUUUGCGCUGUAGCAUGACCCAUAUUCAAUCGCGAAUCCAGGAAGAUUCACUCUUGCUACUGGACGUACUGUUGCAGUACCUGCCGGAGUUGAUUGUAACUAAUCGGGAUAAAAUUCUGCCCCAAUUUUUGGACAUGAUUUCAAAGCUGCGAGCGGAAUCUAAACCAGGCCGUACAUUAACGAUCAACCUGGACAAGCAAUCGACGAGUACACGAUGGCGUGUAAAGGUGCUUUCACGACUGACGGGAAUACUGAAAAUUCUUCUCGAUAGUAAAACGCUGAAGGAUACUGCUAUGCAACCUCUUGAUGAAAUUUCCCGUCCAACGGAUGAUGUGGAUAACCCAUUUGCUUCGAAAGUUUCAGACUAUCAACCGAAUAAGGCGGUACAAAUCAAUUACAUCUUCGAUGGGGCAACAACCAUGUUUUUACCGAUACAAAAGCGGCACCUGUACACAAUUUGCCCGAUGGACGUACUGUUCCGAAAAUCUUCCGAUACAGAUAAAGAUCUUUCACUGGGUGAACGUAUUGAUGAUGGACGAAAGCUGAAAAUGUACAUCGAGAUGUUGAUGCCGGUUUUGUUCGAAUCCUGGCUAGAGGUUCGCCCAGCUAAUACGGGAUCCGACAUGGUGCAGGAGCAAGCAUUAACACAGGAAGCUGCAGCAACACUAGAAUUGCUUAUAGCUAUUUUCAUACAGUUUUGGGAGUUGAUCGUUCAGUACUGCAAUGAGGCAAACAACGAUGAUAUGAAGGAAUGGUUCCGCAAAAAGUACAGCGCCAAUUUCUGCACCUACAUCCUCGGUGGGUUUCCGUACUAUCAACUCGCCACGGAGGCAAAAAGCCAAGGAAAGCGCUCCAAAACCACCUCGGCAAUUUGGUCCGAGAAAACGGUAGACGAUCAUUGCUAUAGGCACAAUUUCAACAUAUGCUUCUUUUAUUGUUGCCUGCACGAACAGUUCGGUGCGGGAAAGAAAAACUCCCAGCCAUACGCGAAGAUAGUGGAGUACGUGAAACGCUGCGUAUCGAACUGGAAAUUCCGUGGAGCAGAAGCCACCAACUUGCUGCUACAGGUACUUCGUUAUAUGUUGCUCGACUGCGCGUGGGUUAAUCAGGAAACGCGAGCAUUGCUAAAAACCUUGCUGGAGGUAUACAUAACGGCGAAACUUCCGCAGGACAUUCGCAAUCGCAUUCUGGUGCUGUUUUGCGAUUUAAUUGUGCUGAACGAUUCGCUAUGGCGUCGAUAUGGUCAGGAGUUAUUCACUCUCUGGUUGAAAAUGUUGCCCAAUUUACUGUGCAAACCAACGAUCGACCUAGUGGUGUUGAAGGCGCUGCUUUGUUUGGGUCAGCGAGGCAAUGCCCCGUUCCUGGAGGUGUUGGAAGCGAAUGCGAAACAAAUAGUGGCGAAUUUGGGUACAAUUCGUGUAACAAAUGAAUUGAAACCGGGCGAAGGAUUUGUACUCAUAUGCAACUUACUGUUUUACAUUCGGAAACGGGAACUGAUUGCAGAGCUGCUCGCUAGUGAUGCACGGAGUUUGAAAGAAACAUCCCAAAGGGAACGUCUUUGCAGCACGCUAGAGCUGAAGUUAGGGAUGCUAUAAGAUAAAAUUCAAUGAACGCAAAUUGAGAAAGGGAUGAGAAUUUAGUUUUGUAGCAAAACUAUCUAUAAUAAAAAUUUAAAUAAAUAUGAUUAUGCAAACGGAA
This is a messenger RNA of Anopheles funestus (African malaria mosquito), 2232 nucleotides long. RefSeq names its product testis-expressed protein 10 homolog. Bases 93 to 2129 code for a protein of 678 amino acids. Lineage: Eukaryota; Metazoa; Arthropoda; Insecta; Diptera; Culicidae. The record is from RefSeq and is a predicted model, not a curated record. Gene Ontology annotation, cellular component: MLL1 complex; nucleus. The transcript has 2 exons.